CUCUCACAUCCAAGUUCCUCCCCUCGCUAGCGCGUCCGACCCUGUACAAUGUAUGAGAAAGAAAAAGUUUAUCCAAACUCAGCAACAGCCCCAUCAGCAGAGCCAAAGAUUUUUCACUGUUGACAAAUACCAUCUCAACGCGAGUGUCCUUAACCCUGUUCAAAAGUCAUUUUGGCUCUAGCCCCCACCCCCAAAAUAUGUGAAAUGAGAAAAGCCAGCUGCACUUCCCGGUCGAUCACUCACAUAAGAAAAUCUUCAAGGGGAAAAUAAGUAUCUGUGAGCCCGAAAUUUUAUAGAUAUUCUGUCCCAGAAACGGUGUUGGCAAUCGUGACUGAUCAGAGAGGAAAAUGUUUUCCGAAACCUCUGUGAACUUAUUGAGGACUGUCUUCAUGUUGUCGUUGAUACCUCUAGGAUGCACGUAUUCCUACUUUUCCAUAUCAGAGCAAGAUGAAUCGUACAGCAGAGAGAACUGCCCGGAAGACAAAAUUAUUACAACCGAGUACCCAUGUUUGAAAGCUACUGGAGAACUUGCGACCUGCAUCAGGAAAAAGUGCUGUCGAGGUUAUAAAUUUGUUUUUGGUCAAUGUAUCCCAGAAGAUUAUGAUGUCUGCUCAGGGGCUCCAUGUGAACAACAGUGCACAGAUAAUUUUGGCAGAGUGCUGUGUACAUGUUACCUGGGAUAUUACUUUGAUCGCGCGAAACACAGGAACAGAGAGAAGCCAUAUUGUAUUGAUAUUGAUGAAUGUGCCAAAAGCAAUGGAACUGUAUGUUCUCACAUUUGCCUCAACACACCGGGGAGUUACAAAUGUGUGUGCGAGGAAGGUUUCCAUCUCAAAGAGGAUGGGAAGACAUGCAGCAAAAGUGAAAGUGCAGGCCAGUAUAUAAAAUCUGACAUUGUGAUGAAAGCUGGUACCUGUUCCACAACCUGUGAGGAUAUCCAACAGAUAAAACAGGCAGUGCUGCAGUUAAAACAGAAGAUCACUUUACUGCCCAACAACAUUGCUGACAUUAGUAAGCAAAGAUCAAACAGUGACAAGUUAUUUGCAUCGAACAGUUACAAUUACGGACUGAAAGGGCCCCCAGGGCCUUCAGGCCUGCCAGGUCCUGAAGGAAGUCCUGGUCCAAAGGGACAAGCUGGGCCCCCAGGACCACCAGGACCCAGAGGAAUGAUGGGACCAAUUGGCCCUUCACCUGACAUAUCUCACAUUAAACAGGGAAAAAGAGGAGCAGUGGGUCCACCAGGACCUUCUGGAAGAGACGGUGCCAAGGGUGAGAGAGGUGCUCCAGGACCAAGGGGAUCACCUGGUCCACCAGGGUCCUUUGAUUUCUUGCUUCUGAUGUUGGCAGACAUUAGAAAUGACAUUGCAGAGCUGCAGCUGAAAGUUUUUAGCCAUGGAAAUCGGGUCACUGGGGAAGAGCAGCAGAGCCAUGAAAUUCCUGACUGGGGAUCUGGAGAAGACUACAGACAUUAAGAUCCAUCACAGAAACCCGCAUGGCGAGCAUUAACAUGGAAGUGAAAUAGCUUUCAAAACUGCACUGCAAAUCUUUUUUAUUGGGACUAGGUUGAAGAGAUUAAACCAGUGAAGAUGUAAUAAAUUUUGCACUGUUGUUGUACAAUUUUAUUCCAUUAUCAGUAUCAAAGAAAAACUUUUAUCAAAUGUAACAAUUGAAAUAAGUAUUAGAGUGUUUAGAUAAAUCAAUAAUGUACCAGUUCAGAAUGAUAAAUUUUAAACAACUGACUUUUUGCUGAAUCAUAUCUGUGGGAAAUGAAUUGUGCACAUUCCUCCUUAACACACAGGUUGAAAAAAAAACAUUUUUAGUUUUAUUCAAGUCUUACACACUUGGGAAUUGUUUUAUUUUAAACCUUAUAUAUUGACGAUGAUAUCAGAUUACAAGAAAUUACAAAUUGGGUUGACAUGAAAGAUAUAUUUCUGUCUAUGUAUUUAAUUUAAUUUUACUACAAUGUUAACCUAACUGUCUUUCAAUCUAAUAAUUUCAUAUCUCUUUGAGUGAGUUCAAUUUCUAGGCCUUGGUCUUUUCAUUCACAGAAUGUCAGCAGCGAUGGCUAAGUCACCAUCUGUUGCCCUUCCCUUAUUUCCCUUGAGAAUAUCGUGGUGCCUUCUUGAGCCACUGUAGUCCAUGUGGCAUAGUUAUACCCAAAAUAUUGUUAGGGAGAGUUCAUGCUGACCCAGUGACAUUGAGGGAUUGGUGACAUAGAUCUAAGUCUGGAUGCUUCAUUGAUUGUCAACAUAGAAACUAGGAACAGCAGUAGACCAUUUGGCCCUUUGAGCUUGCUCCACUAUUCAGUAUGAUCAUUGCUGAGCAUCCAAAUUAAUACCUGCACCUGCUUUCUCCCUUUCUCCAUGAACUGUACAGUUUAUGUACAGAAAAUACAGGCGGGGUGGGGUAGGGAGUAGACAAUAGGAUAGAGCCCAAAGAGAGAGAAGAGCAGUUGAUAAUGGAGUUGAUAACGAUUCGGCUAGUGAGGUGAAUAGUUGUUGGAAGUAUCUUGCAGAUUGUGAUGCCAUUUAUGGCAACCGACAUCAGUUGACAACCAUUUCUUGAGUAAUGAAAUAGUUUUCGAUGUCUAUUUUAAACAUAGUGUUCACAAUUUUCAACCUCGCCUUCUUGUUUUGCUACCUGCUAUAUCCUUAACAUUGCAGAAGUAUUAUCCAGCUUUUGCUUUCUAUUUGUACAUAUUUUUAUUUCUAAAAUAUCUUGAGACAUAAUUUUCAAGGCUAAAGAGCCAAAACCUACCUAGUUAUUGAGAAGCUAAAAUUUAUUCAUCUGCCAUGGAGAAACAGCUUUAAUUGUUGACACCAUUUUUAAGAUGUGGAAACAUUUCUUGUGUCUCUAGGAUCAGAACCAUGUGCAGUAUCUCAGCUGCAGCCUGACCAGAGUACUGUAUAAUUUCAGCAUUACCUCUGAAGACUGAAGUGUCAAAUAUCCAGCAUCCGGUGUCUUUGUUAUGUAAAGCUGUUAGGUAUUAUCGAAGUGGUAAGCCAAUCACCUAUCAGAAAAUUUUACUCCAUCGUGUCAAACGUUGUAUGUAUUUGUAUUGAAUCCUAUUUCCUAUUAAUCAGAUGAAGCCUGUUGGGGCCAUUUUGUAAAGACAUAGCUGCUUUCUCUGAAUAAAAGCAGAAGUUGCUGGACAAGCUCAGCAGCUCUGCCAAAAUCUGUGAAGAAAAAAUCAGAGUUAGUGCUUUGGGUCUGGUGACCCUUCCCCAGAACUGAUGGUAGCUUGGAAAAUGUCAGUUUAUGUCAGUUAAUGGGGACUGUUGGUGACUGACAAUCGAUAGUGUGUAAUAGAAGGCUAUGUGAUAACAAGGCCUUGUGUGUGUGGGGUAGGGGGCUAGGACAUGGGAGAGUUUCGGCCCUACAAUUAUUGGACACGAUAUUGAGUCUGGAAAGAUGCAGGAUCCCCAAGCAGAAAAUGAGGUGUUGUUCCUCCCAGCCACAUCAUUAUCAACUCCUUUGUCUAUCCAACUGCUCUUCUCUCUCUUUGGGCUCUAUCCUAUCGUUUACUCCCUGCCUUACCCAACUCCCUAUUUUCUGUAUACAAACUGAUGUUUUUCCAGUCACCAUCACUUCUGAGGACGGUUCCCUGGAUCUGAAACAUAAACUCUGAUUUUUUUCUUCACAGAUGGCACUAGACCCACUAAGCUUUCCCAGUAACUUUUGUUUUAUUCCUGAUUUACAGCAUCCUCAGUUCUUUCAAUUUUAUUGUCUUCUCUGAAUGUCUAGUUUAACGUAAUUUGCAAAAUUAACUGUGUGCAUUAAGAUGGAAAAUCUAGACUCUUCAUGCAAAUCAGGAACUGGAGAGAUAUUUGAAUAUUAGCCCUGGCAUUAUGUUAAAUUCCUUCUAACAUCUCAAUCAAGUUUCACUUAAAACUGCAGCUUGCUUCUUUUUGUCAUUUAUAGAUCAAUCAACUUAGCCUUGGGACCCAAUAAUAUUAGUUUUUAAUAAGGCCUCUCAUACAGCACCUAAUCCAAGGGUUUUAGGAAGUGUGCAUACGAUAUACUGUACGAACUGCCUUUGAAAUUAUGGGAUAGAUUCUCCUCUGAGGCGUCUGUAAAAUUCAUUUGUCAGGCUCUACCCCUUCUACAUUCUAAUCAGCUGUAUUUUCAAUUUUUCUCAAGCAUUCCAUUUAUGAUCAUUAAUUUUAUUAAUUGUGGUCAAUUUAAUGUGUCUGUACUUAACAUAUUUGAUUGUUGCAUAUGGAAAUUAUUUUUGUCUCAUUCCAAUCUAUUUGAAUCACCUAUAGUUAUUGACUUCCUUAUCAUGACCAACAGCACUCCACAACUCUCCACACUAUUUUAAUGUGCUGAUGAUUAGUCCAGGAAAUGGGAGUUCAGUUUUCUUCAUGACAGCUUAACGAUCUGAAUACAGUUUCAAAAUUUUGGAAACUAAAAGCUGGUAUAAGCUAGUUGUUGAACUCUUAUUGGAAAUCAAAUGACUAUGGCUCAAAACAUAGAAUUUCUUUCUUCACCUAUAUGUAACUCCAGUUCCUUAUCUAUGUGACUAACUGCUGUCCAAAGUGGGCUAAUAAACCAUUCAGAUUAGUGAAACGACAGUAGGAAUGAAUGUUGAUCUUUCCAGUGAUAUGUACAUCCCAAAAAAUGAAUAAAAAUGAGUCUCUGAGAGUA
Molecule: messenger RNA, 4647 nt
Organism: Stegostoma tigrinum
Lineage: Eukaryota; Metazoa; Chordata; Chondrichthyes; Orectolobiformes; Stegostomatidae
Gene: ccbe1
Product: collagen and calcium binding EGF domains 1
Exons: 11
Coding region: 348-1472 (374 amino acids)
Molecular function (GO): calcium ion binding
Source: RefSeq, a predicted model, not a curated record